AUGAACGUCUUCGCACUUGCCUGUGCCUGUGCCUGCAGCCUUGCCGCGCUUCUGUCACUUGGGCUCUCCGUGUUGAGGUUUGCCAGACCGGGCAAGUAUUGGCGGUUCGACUCCGCGCGCACCACUUUCUGGGAAGAGCUGAGACCCAGCGCCAUCAAGAAGCCAGGUGCGGCUGAAUCGCCGCAUCUUCGAGCCACUCCAUCCGGCCUGCUGAAAAAGCAGAAGGACACAAAGGGGACGACUCGCCAGAAAACCUGGACAGUCAAGGAUGCGGAGUACAACAACGACGUUGGCCAGAUCAGCCGAACAAACAGAGUUAUAUUUGUGCACGUGCCCAAAACUGGCGGGAGCACAAUCGAGCAGUCGACACUGUUCACCGAUGCCAGGAAGCAUCAUGCCGUCGGUAGUCACAAUAAAGCCGCGAGGCUGAGGGACCUUGCCCCCCGCUUUCGCAGCUUUUCCAUGGUGCGACAUCCUUGCGAGCGGUUCGUGUCUGCCUUUACCUACUCGCGAAAUUAUGCAAAUCCCUCAGAGAGACGGUGGCACCGGCAGCAUGUCGGCGACAGGAAUCUCACCAGCUACGUGGCUUCGAAGGACUUCGGUGGUGACCGGUUCUGGAGAUUUCUUCAUUUUCAGCCCCAGUAUUCGUUUCUCUUCUUUGCCAACAAGACGUUUGGGGUGGAUCUCCUUCUAUGUCAGGACAACUGGACAAGAAGCAUGGAGAGGUUGGGCGAGUACUUGAAGCCCGUACAGCUCCCUGCUGACAUGAAGCGGAAGCACACUCGCAAUACGACGCACGCAACGUGCUCCGACCUGCCCCAGAAGACACGUCAGAGAAUCGAGAAAGCCUACGCAAUGGACAUGUGCCUGUUUUAUCCAACUGAUGCU
Molecule: messenger RNA, 888 nt
Organism: Symbiodinium necroappetens
Lineage: Eukaryota; Dinophyceae; Suessiales; Symbiodiniaceae
Source: the annotation of a GenBank genome assembly